AUGAUUGCCAAUUUGAAGCCGUUGACAAGUGCGCUACAGGAAGCCACGCGUGCGAUCAGCUGUGCACUGAUACUUGUGAAGCAUAUUGACGAGUGCAACACAACAGCAUUCGAUCUAAGACUUAAAAACUGCGAGCAGCUGUGUGACAACUUACCUGGAACAUUUCGGUGCAAUUGCACGGCUGGAUACGUUCUGGGUGAAGACAACGCAACGUGUAUAGACAUUGACGAAUGCAAUAACGAAUUGCUAUGUGACCAUAUAUGCCAUAACACGAAAGGAUCUUACAACUGCUCAUGUCGCUUGGGGUACGAACUAGCUGAUGACAGACGAACAUGCAAAGAUAUAGACGAGUGUGUGACAGGUUCUUUCCUAUGUCGACCUCCGGCAGUUACUUACCGAUGGGUAAAGAGUAAUUGGGGAAGGAACUGCUCGGUCAAUCGAGUGUGCGAUGAUGGAGUUGUCACUCGUACGGUUUCUUGUCUCGAGACAAACAAGACGACUAAGACAGACCGACAAGUCGACGACCAAUUCUGCAUUCUCAACUUUGGAAAGAAGGAAAGAGUGCAACGUCGGUGUGGACGUCCAUGCCGCUACGUUUUGGGCAAAUGGUCAACGUGCGCGAGCAACUGCACAAGAAGCCGGCAAAUAAGUUGUGUGAAACUGAUGAAAAACCGACGUAAGCCGGUCAGUGUUCGUCACUGCAAUGCCGACACACACAUUGCAUUGCCGCGUCCUCCUCCGUCACAGGAGAGUUGCAGUGGAGGAUCGUGCAAUCCUGGCUCAUAG
This is a messenger RNA of Corticium candelabrum, 786 nucleotides long. RefSeq names its product fibulin-1-like. Gene Ontology annotation, molecular function: calcium ion binding. The record is from RefSeq and is a predicted model, not a curated record. The transcript is spliced from 6 exons. NCBI's taxonomy places the organism in Eukaryota, Metazoa, Porifera, Homoscleromorpha, Homosclerophorida, Plakinidae. The coding region runs from base 1 to 786 and encodes 261 amino acids.